Messenger RNA from Plasmodium knowlesi strain H, 6660 nucleotides. Its product is annotated as lysine decarboxylase, putative. Bases 1 to 6660 code for a protein of 2219 amino acids. Lineage: Eukaryota; Apicomplexa; Aconoidasida; Haemosporida; Plasmodiidae. Gene Ontology annotation, cellular component: cytoplasm; cytosol. Gene Ontology annotation, molecular function: pyridoxal phosphate binding; arginine decarboxylase activity. The transcript has a single exon. The record is from RefSeq and is a predicted model, not a curated record. Gene Ontology annotation, biological process: L-arginine catabolic process.
AUGAAUUCUGCUAACGAUGCCAUUUUUUAUGGCGAGAAGAACUCAGUGCACUGCAACGAUCUAAGCGAAAGUGGUCCAGAUAGGUGUGUGAAGAAUGGAGACAUGCAGAACGAUUAUAUAAUGAGUAACGAUGUGACAAGUGAGGGAGUUGAUAUCACCGUGGAUCCAGGGGAAAAUGGGGUAGUCAAUGCCGCAUAUUUAGAUACACCUCUACAUCAGCACUUGCCACCACAUCGGGGAGAGCGAAAAAAGAAGCAGUACGCAAAGACAGAGAGAGACAAAUAUGACCGAAUUGAGGAACUCGAAAAAUACCUUAACAUUAGCAACGCCACAAAUGUGUGUUCACUGAGAAUUAAAUUAUGGGAAGCCCUAAUGCUGUAUGUAAACAAUGUAAACGCAGAGCUGAUUUACUUCAUAAUAAAGUGCCUGAUGGAAGUGGAGGUGUAUUGGGGGGAAGAAGCAAGCAACAAUUUACAAGACAUUUUAAAUCUAAUAAAUGAUAAAAAGUAUAAAGAAGUGUUAAAUAAGAUAGGAGAAACAUUAUCGAGUUUAUCUGUAACGACAGGAAAAGCGACCGAAGAAAAUCCAUUUUUUUACACACUGAUUGUUUCAUCCAGGAGAGAUGAAAACAACAGUAAUUACAAUUCCGAUUUGGCAUGCGAACUGAACAAGAUUCUACAGUAUGAGCAAAACAGAUUGUCCAAUCAAAAUAAUAAUAAAAAAUUGGAAUACAAAAUUAUCGAGGUGAGCAACGCAAAGGAGGCUCUCCUAGCUUGCUUAAUAAAUUCGCAGAUUUUGUCUGUGGUGUUGGUGGACAAUUUAUCUAUUGAUGAGGAUUACAGAAGGGAGGGGUUUGAGUUUUACAACUUCAGUGAGGAGAACUCCCUGAACAACAAGUGCGGCAUGCUAAAUGGGGGCAUGGUAAGUGGUGGCAUGGUAAAUGGCGGUAUGGUAAAUAGCGGUAUGAUAAAUGGCGGCAUGGUUAACAUGGCUAGCAUGAUUAACGUAGCUAGCAUGGCGAAUGGAGGAGCCCAGAUGAAGCCUCCCUUCACGCAUAGCAUGCAUAACGGGUCAUCAUCCAACAGUAGAGAUGCCAUGAGGAAUAUUAUUCUGUCCAAUUAUCGUGGCUGCAACGGUAACAAUGGAAGCGUCUGCAACAAUUAUUGCGGCGGAGGUGGUCAAUAUGGAAACGGUCAGUAUGGAAGUGCUCCCAGCGCGAACAACCCCAACGGUAGCGGAAGCGCGCUGCUGAAUGAGCACAAGAAGGGAGCCAACUUGCUUAUGAAGGAUUAUAAGUUUGAUAUAGGAAAUUUUGUCCUAGGGUAUGAACAACUGGUGGCUGCCCCUUUAGAAAAGAUGAAGAAGGGAUUUAACAGUUUAGUGAUCCUCAUUAAGAGCAUCGCCUAUAUUAGAAGCUCUGUUGACAUUUUUUGUGUGUGCACUUCCAUCACGCUGGAUAAGCUACAAAGUGUGAAUAACAAAAUAAUUAGGAUUUUCACUACACACGAUGACCACAGCGAUUUGCACGAAUCCAUUUUGGAUGGAGUGAAAAAGAAAAUAAAGACACCGUUUUUUAACGCCUUGAAAGCGUAUGCCGAGAGGCCCAUUGGUGUAUUUCACGCGCUAGCCAUUAGCAAAGGGAACAGUGUAAGAAGAAGUAGAUGGGUACAAUCGCUCCUUGAUUUUUAUGGUGUAAAUUUAUUUAAAGCAGAAUCUAGUGCUACUUGUGGAGGGCUAGAUUCUCUGUUGGACCCACAUGGGUCAUUAAAAGAAGCACAGAUAAUGGCUGCACGGGCGUACGGGAGCAAGUACUGUUUUUUCGUCACUAAUGGAACGUCGAGUUCGAAUAAAAUAGUGAUGCAGGCAUUGGUUAAGCCGGGAGAUAUUAUCCUAGUGGAUAGAGCUUGUCACAAAUCUCAUCAUUAUGGAUUUGUUCUAAGUCAAGCGCUACCCUGUUAUUUAGAUCCCUACCCGGUCUCGAGAUACGGAAUAUACGGUGCAGUACCGAUAUAUGUAAUUAAGAAGACGCUUCUAGAAUAUAGAAAUAGUAACAAGCUACACUUGGUUAGGUUGAUAAUUUUGACCAACUGCACCUUUGAUGGAAUUGUGUACAACGUGAAAAGAGUAAUAGAGGAAUGUCUAGCCAUCAAGCCUGAUUUAAUUUUCCUCUUUGACGAAGCAUGGUUUGCUUAUGCAUGUUUUCAUCCCAUACUCAAGUUCAGGACGGCUAUGACCGUUGCAGACAAAAUGAGGAACCAAGAGCAGAAGAGGAUUUACCACAAGGUGCAUAAGAAAUUGUUGAAGAAGUUUGGGAAUGUAAGGAGUUUAAACGAAGUACCAGCGGAGAAACUUCUAAAAACCAGAUUGUAUCCUAAUCCAGAUGAAUACAAAGUGAGGGUAUAUGCCACCCAGUCCAUUCAUAAGUCAUUGACAUCUCUCCGACAAGGCAGUGUCAUUCUGAUAAGUGAUGAUAACUUUGAGUCACAUGCCUAUACUCCUUUUAAGGAAGCAUACUACACGCAUAUGUCGACCUCGCCGAAUUAUCAAAUAUUGGCUACGUUAGAUGCGGGGAGAGCUCAAAUGGAACUGGAAGGAUAUGGCCUAGUAGAGAAACAAGUAGAAGCAGCUUUCCUCAUUAGGAAGGAACUAAGCGAGGAUCCUAUAAUUUCUCGAUAUUUCCGAACACUGAAUGCGGAAGAUUUAAUACCUGAUAGUUUGAGGCUAUGUCAUAAUUUGUACAUGAAGCGGAAGAGGAAGUGUACCAAGGAGGGGUACUCCACUGAUUCGAAAGGGAGUAUUAAUGGGACAUAUUCCUGUGUGUCCAACCAUCAGGGGAAGGCAAGCACGACUACAAAGGAGAAGCGUUCGAAAGCACUACGCAUGGCAAGGAAAGGUAGAAGAAGCGGUACAAACAAUGAGCAUACAAUACAGAGUAGCAACAUAUCCUCUCACGAAUGCGUAAAUGAUACUACUGGAUGCACAAAUAAUGUAGUGCGCAAUUCGUUCAUUUUCGGAGAUUUCACCAAUAACAAUAGCGUGGUAGAAGGGGGCAUCAACGACUUUGGUAAUGACCCCCGUGGGUAUGUAAAAAUGAACAAACGAAAAAGCCGAAGAGAUGAACGAAAUGGAAAAGAAGGCGGAACAUCUGGAACGAUAGACGACAGUAACAACGGAAGUAUUAUACUAAAUAGCGAAAAUGAAAAUAUCAGUUUUGUACAUGAUAGGCAUAACAGAAAUUAUAACGGUUCCUCUUACGAAAUAGAAAUGAAGAAUUUCUUAGAAUAUUUUGAGUGCUCCUGGUUGAGCGAAGACGAAUUUGUUUUGGAUCCUACGAGGAUUACUCUCUUUACAGGUUAUUCAGGAAUUGAUGGAGAUACGUUUAAGGUGAAGUGGCUGAUGGACAAGUACGGGAUCCAGAUAAACAAAACGUCUAUCAAUAGUGUUUUGUUCCAAACGAAUAUCGGAACGACCGGUUCAUCUUGUCUCUUCUUGAGAAGUUGUCUGUCUCUCAUAUCGCAGGAGCUCGACCAAAAGAGGAGUCUCUUUAACGAGAGAGAUCUAAACCAAUUUAACGACAGUGUCUACAAUUUAGUUUCUAACUACAUCGACUUGUCAGAAUUUAGUGAAUUUCAUCCCCUCUUUAAGAAAAGAUAUUCUGAUCGGAGAAUAUUCAAUAGGGAAGGGGAUUUGAGGAUGGCUUUCUACUUAGCAUAUGAAGAAGAUUAUGUAGAAUAUAUUUUAAUGUCCGACUUGAAAGAACGAGUAAGACAGAAUGAGUUAAUUGUUUCGGCAAGUUUUAUCAUCCCAUACCCUCCUGGAUUUCCCGUGUUGGUACCAGGACAGUUGAUAAGCCAAGAAAUCCUGGAGUACCUUUCAGGUCUUAGCGUUAAAGAGAUACAUGGUUAUGAUGAAAGCAUGGGUUUCAGAUGCUUCUACAAUUUCAUUUUAGAAUAUUUUUACAACCUCGUAACUUCGGAUCCUUAUGCCUACUACCAGAAGAUGGAUAAGGGAACGUACGAAAGUUUGAAGUGUGCUAAUUUGAGCAAACGAAGGAGCAUGGACAAUUCCUACAACCUUUAUAUAUACGACAAUGAGACUAACAGGAUGAAGAAGAUGCAUGGGUGCAAUGGGAGUUCCUCGAUUUACAAUAAUACUUCCAUUAGUGAUACUUACGAGGAUAUCGUACAGGUAUAUAAUGCGAGGAGUGACCACGGAAGGCGUAAUCACCACCACAACGAAUACCAUGGUCGCCACCACCACCACCAUCACCACGUUAGUGAGUAUGACAGUGUGAACAACAAUUCGACUUCCACCAUUCCAACCUUGCCACAUGGAGGGGCAGUGGGGGAGAGCUCCGUGAAAGGUCUACAUGGAAGCGCAAAAAGUGGAAAGGAGCGCGAUGCUCCUCGAACGAUGGAUGGCACCUCCAACAGCGCAGGUGUUAGCAAUCACAACACGAGAAGGGGAAGUGGAGAGGAGGGGUUCCAGGGCGUAAGCGAAAUGAAUAAUGAGCAGGCCAUUUCCAACGGCACGGGUGGCAGUUUGUCAGAGAGGAAUAUCGGCAAGUCGCGUGCAAAGGGAUCGUUAAAAGAGAGCAGAAUGACCCAUGUGGAGCAGAACAAAACAAACAUCUACGACCACCACUCAAAUGGUAUGGUGAGGUACGACCAAAAUAGCUCGCUCGUUAGUAAGGUAAAAGAAAAUGUGUUAAUUGUUAAGGGGAAGAUAGGCUAUGCCAGUUGUGGUGUUGGCGAGAGAUCGGCCAAUUACCGCUAUCGGGAUGACCCUUUGCCAUCAGUGCCAAAGCACAAGAAGGAGAAGAAGUGCAAGGGGUGUAAAUCCUGUGAUGGAGGGAAGAGCAACCAUGUGGCGCUAGUGAAGCGAAGAGCCCGAGCGGAUCGCAUCCCCCAGAAGAGGGAAGACGCAUAUAAUUUCGAAAGUGAAAGAAGCAACGAGGACGAUAUUCACAAGGAGAGAAAACAACACCAAAGCAGAGCUUUGAAUGGAAGAGUUGUGAAGAAGGGCAAAAAAAAGAAUGCCUCCGUAGGGGCAUCGGGCCGGGAUGUAGCCUGUGGGGAGAGUGAGACAAACAAUACGGAGGAGAUCACGGAAGAGAUUACCGAAGAUAUUACUGAAGAGAUUGCCGAGGAGGUUGCCAAAGAGAAUGAGAAGAAAAAUAAGGAAGAAGGUUCGGUUGAUAGUAAUAGCAGCGAUGGCGACACAACUAUGCCGGAGGAGGACGGUGACAGUGCUUCUGCUAUGAAGGAAAGAAGGCACGGAGGAAAAGCGCAAAACGUAGAAGGAACAGACAGUGGAAGUUAUAAUACGAAGAAGAAAGGCAGUAUAAGGGGCAAAGUUCGAAAACAGAAAGGUAACCGUAACCGUAACUUCAAUCGUGAAUGUAACCGCGAAACUGAUGAGAGCAAUAACGUGCAGAGUGACGUAACGGUUAACACUUUCAACGGGGCGAAUUCCAUCUCAGAAAUACACUGUAUGAGGAAGGAGAAAAGAAAUGAUAUAAGUGAAGAUGACAGGUAUAAGAACGGUGGGAAGGGUGAGUUAAUUCCAAAGACCAGGAAGUCGUACCCUGUUAUGUGUAACCAAUUAGGGAAGAGUGGGUUGAGAAUGAAGAUGCAGAGGAAAUCUGCACCGGGUGAUAGUCACUGGAACAACCCCCUCAGUUAUGUGGACAAUAAGAACUAUUCGUACCGUUCCGGAUCGAAGAACAAGGGAAAUGAAAUGGAAUGCACAAAAGGUAGCAGUAAAAGGGAGGAUAAUUACGCUGGGGGUGCAAGCAGAGGCAACAGUCAUUCUAGCAGGCGAAGCAGCAGUAUGUCGUCCUCGGAGAAUUAUCAAUCAAGUGAAAGCCUAAAGGGAGGAGGAUCCCACAGCCACGCGGGUAGGAAGAGCUCCACUGGAUUGAGCGGGAGUGAGAAGGCCAACCGUAGUACUACUCGUUCUGUUGGAAAAAGUUCGAAAAAGAAUGAGGAAGAAGUACACAACAGAGUGAAGGAAAUGAACAGUCCAAAUGGCUCGAUGAGGAAUGGCUCAAAUGAGGGGGCUCCCUUAAAUAGGAAAAUUUUUAUUAGUCAGGAAGAUAUAGACAAGGUAAGCGUGGACAACCAAACUGGUGGUAGUGACAACUCCUCGGAGAAUAGAGUGACUUCGGAGAAUAACCUAUCACAUAACAGCGACAUCAUCAACAGUGGUGAAGACGUCAGUGGUAGUGCAAAGAGAGGAGCGGAAAGCAGAGUUAGUUCCCGUAUGAACGUUAAUGGAAAUGAUGGAAAUAAUGGAACGCCAAACACGGAGGGAAAAGGGGAAAUAGCUUUUUGUGGAAAUGAGUAUCACUAUGAUGGGGACGAUAUGAAGGUGAAUUCUUCCGCUAGAGAAAACAACGAAUUGGAGAAAAACUGCAUUAGGAAGUUAAACUCGCUUAACAAUAAUAGCUACAUAAAUAAUUUGAUAACACAUGUGGAUGACGACACGUUUAUCCAUAAGGAGGGUAAUUUCUUCCUGGAGUGUGCCCUGACAAAUUCAGAAAUGAAUGGUAGCUCCUUCGAAAUGGACAUGUCUUUGAAUAAUGUGUAUUCUAAUGGUGGCGAUGGGGACAGGCACCCUGGGAGCUAUGGCCGAGGAAAGAAGAGUGACUUUGAGUAG